This is a messenger RNA of Gymnodraco acuticeps, 3316 nucleotides long. It is a transcript of the gene gen1, whose product is annotated as flap endonuclease GEN homolog 1. Gene Ontology annotation, molecular function: four-way junction DNA binding; 5'-flap endonuclease activity. The transcript is spliced from 13 exons. The record is from RefSeq and is a predicted model, not a curated record. Lineage: Eukaryota; Metazoa; Chordata; Actinopteri; Perciformes; Bathydraconidae. Bases 135 to 2939 code for a protein of 934 amino acids.
UUUGGGACGCAGCCCAACGGCGCCAAGGUUUGAAAAUUCCGGGUCUUUGUGGUCGUUUGUUGUGUGGUUUAACAUUUACGUGUUCUACUUAUAUCUUACUCUUAAAUCAGCUAUAAACGUAUGCGUUGGUAGUUAUGGGUGUUCACGAAUUAUGGUCCAUCGUCGAGCCGGUCCGUGAGUCUGUGCCUCUGUACAGUUUGAGCGGAAAAACGCUGGCUGUUGACCUGAGUUUAUGGGUGUGCGAGGCCCAGCAUGUGCAAGCGAUGAUGGGGAGAGUUACCAAACCCCACCUGAGGAAUUUAUUUUUCAGGGUGUCAUCUCUCAUGCUUAUGGGGGUAAAGCUUGUCUUUGUGAUGGAAGGAGAAGCCCCUAAAAUCAAAGCAGAAACGAUGAGCAAGAGGACAGAACAGAGAUUUGGAGGAUUGAAAAAGGCUUCUGCCCCUAAGACUACAUCUAACACCAGCAGAGGGCGCUUUAAUGCUGUACUCAGAGAGUGUGCAGCCAUGUUGGACUAUUUGGGUGUGCCCUGGGUGACGGCUGCAGGCGAGGCUGAGGCCAUGUGUGCCUACCUGGACUCAGAGGGCCUGGUGGACGGCUGCAUCACUAAUGAUGGAGACGCCUUCUUGUAUGGAGCCCGGACUGUCUACAGGAACUUUAAUUUGAACAGUAAAGACCCUCAGGUGGACUGUUACAAGACCUCCAGAGUACACACAGACUUAAAUAUCUCCAGAGAGAAUCUAGUUGGUCUGGCCGUCUUUCUUGGCUGCGAUUAUAUUCCUAAGGGCAUACCAGGUGUUGGAAGAGAGCAAUCACUGAAGCUUAUCCAGAUGCUGAAAGGACAAACUAUUCUGCAGAGGUUCACCCAGUGGAAGGAGGACAAUGUGGGUGUGUCGGAGGGAGUUUUAAAGAAGGUUCCCCACUGCCAACUCUGUCGACAUCCUGGCUCAGCGAAGGCACAUGAACGUAAAGGCUGUGUGCUUUGUGAUAGUAAACAUUUCUGUCAGCCUCAGGACUUUGACUACCAGUGUCCCUGUGACUGGCACCGCUUCGAAGAGACCCGGCAGGCCGUGUCUCUUGAGGCAAACAUCAGGAAGAAAACACUGGCAAACCAACUGUUCCCUUUUACAGAGAUCAUUAAAGAGUUCCUGAUUUCCAAGGACAAGCCUGUGUCACAGUUCAAGAGGAGACAGCCAAACCUGAUGCUGAUACAGAAAUUUGCCUAUGACAAGAUGGAGUGGCCAAAGCACUACACCAGUGAAAAGGCGUUAGUCUUGAUGACCUACUCAGAGUUGAUGAACAGAACAUAUGGAAGAGAAAUGUCUUCCCAAAUCAAGCCCCUCAGAAUUUUGAAACCAAGGGUGAGGAAUGCCGUCGCUUGCUUUGAGAUCAUCUGGAGAACACCAGAACAUUACGUGUUUCCUGAGGAUCGUCCUGCGGAGGAUCAGCACGAGGUGAGGACGGUGGAGGAAGAGUCUCUCUUCCGUGUGGCCUUCCCAGAGGUGGUGGAGAGCUACCUGAGAGACAAAGCUCUGGCUGAAGAAAACAAGACCAAGAAGAAAAAACCAAAGAGUAAAAAGGAGAAGCCAUCUGAUGUUUCUGAUGGUAUUUCUGACCUCUUGGCUCAGAUGACCAUCCAGACUUCCUCCAACACCGAACCACAAAAGCUGCCCGCUUCAAACCCAGAUGACCUAGAAGUGGUGGUUUUGGACACUCCAGUGAAGCAUAUACAGCAUCAGAAGUCAAAAGGGGAGCACAGCAGUUUGGGCCAUUGCCCCAAAACUCCUCUGUCUCGUGCAGGAAGUGAAGCUACUGCUUCUCCAUCCGUCUCUGAUGCUAUCGACGCGCUACACCUGAGUGAUAUAGACUGGGAGGCUUUGUCUUUCACGUCUUCUCCAACUCCACAAUCUACUAUUAACCACACCACUGAGCCCAAACUGAGGGAAACCACAGACAGUGAUGUUAUUGAUGAAAAAAUUGAGCUGAAAAUCUCAAAUGACGUCGUAAGAGCAGACUCCAGAUCUGAGGUGUGCUUCACAGAGUGUCCUUUGAGGGACAGGCUGCUCAUGAAGAACACAGCAAGAGCUAUGGACCUGAAGGAGAAACACAAUGAUGAGAUCUCAAAACAGCUUAACUAUGAGUUGGUCUCUCUCAAAAAAACGUCUUCUCAUAACUCACACUCAAAACCAAAUGGACAGAUCCCCGAUAAAAGUAGCAGUGGCAUUGCAUUGUUAGGGAAAGAAUCUGCUGUAAACAAAAAGGAACCACUCACUGAACAAAAGCAGAGUGCAACAAAUAAGGCAGAAACUCACGGUUCACAACCGCGGCUGACGCCUAUAGUACAAAGUAAGACAAAGGACAACGGUCCCCAAAAGCCUCCUCAGAAAUAUAAAUUUGUCCGGAAAGCCAUUUCAUCAUCCACACUCGCCCCACAGAGGUGUAACUCUGACCCCGUUCAGAGUGACAGGAACGCAUUGCACAGCACCAAGAAGAGUGUGUGCAUGAGUGUGUGUUCGUCCAGCGAGGAAAGUGAUGCAGAGAACAAGCAGACAGGACCACAAAGAAAAGCUUACAGCAAGCACACGAACAAGAUGAAGGGCAACUUCCUGUCUGCCAUCCCACUGAAACCUAAAACAACCAAACCGACAGCUAAAGCAGCUCCUACCAUUGUUCAGUCUUUACAGCCAAAAGCUCAGAGCUGCAGUGCAGACAUUGAAUUAAAAAGCAGACCUGUAGCUACUCAAAGCAAAUCUCCAGAUGUCCCACCAGCUCACGUUGAUGGUGGUGUGUUUCCUCAGACCCCGGGAUCACCAGCUGUCGUGUUGGACAGUGAUGACUCCAUUAUUUGUGUUGAGAGUCCACUGCCACUGGCAGAGAGACUGAGACUGAAAUUCAUGAAGGGAGCAGCACGAAUACAGGAGGAUGGACAUGUAAGAUUUUAGGUUUCAAGUUUGAAAAAUUAACCUUGGAACCUUUGAAUACAACUCUUAUGCCCAUGUUCUAGCUUUUUACAGAAGAGAUGCAAAAAUCAGUCAAUUGAUGGAAAAUAAUUCAGCAACUCUUUUGAUUAUCGAAAAAAUGGUUAUUGAUUUUAAAGGCGAAUAAAUUAAACUUUUGUUAGAUCCAAAUUCUCAAAUAUGAGCUUUUCGUUGUCUUAAAAAUAAUAAUACAUUGAAUAUCUAUGGAUUUCGGACUGUUGAACCGACAGGUCUUUUGAUGAAAAUUAUGUAAUUGUGAAGAUUUUUUUAUGUAAUAUAUGUUGUGAGAUUAAAAACGUUGACUGAUUAUGCCAAUGAACAAAGACAAUUGUUCACAUAAA